Molecule: messenger RNA, 351 nt
Organism: Colletotrichum graminicola M1.001
Lineage: Eukaryota; Fungi; Ascomycota; Sordariomycetes; Glomerellales; Glomerellaceae
Exons: 1
Coding region: 1-351 (116 amino acids)
Source: RefSeq, a predicted model, not a curated record
AUGUUGAAGCAUUCUAUUCUUUUCAGCGCUAUCGCCGGCGCUGCUGUCAUCGCUGGGCCCGUUAUGGCACUUGCGAUGCCCUCGGUGGGCGAGUCGGUGAAGGCACCCGAAGAUGUGCAGAGAAGAGUGGAAACCAGUGUCGAUAUGGAGGACGCCUGUCAGCGCGAGUAUGGAUCCGACUGGGAAGCCAUUCUGAACGGGAGUGGGUGCAACGACUGGGCCUGUGUGAACACCACGAGCCGGCAGCAGCUUGGUCUCAACGUAAACUUGUAUUGCUAUGAGACACUCGGAGUCACGUCCUCCGCCUCUUGUAGUUCUGGCGCUUGGAGCUGGAGAUGCGAGUCUUAUUGA